Molecule: messenger RNA, 1971 nt
Organism: Ochotona curzoniae (black-lipped pika)
Lineage: Eukaryota; Metazoa; Chordata; Mammalia; Lagomorpha; Ochotonidae
Gene: HS6ST2
Product: heparan sulfate 6-O-sulfotransferase 2
Exons: 5
Coding region: 1-1971 (656 amino acids)
Cellular component (GO): membrane
Molecular function (GO): heparan sulfate 6-sulfotransferase activity
Source: RefSeq, a predicted model, not a curated record
AUGGCACUGCCUGCGUGUGCAGCCCGGGGGCUCGGGCGGCCGCUGCAACCGGAGCAAGGAGCGCCCGCCCGCACCACCUGUCCCCGCCAGCAUUCCAGAGUAGAGGCCGAACUGGCAGCCAGCCGGUCCGGGUCGGUCGCCGCCUCAGUCUGCGCGAGCCCUCCUAGGGGUGUGUCUCACGGAUUCAACUGCCGGCCGUUCCUGGACGAGCCCCUCCGAGCGUCUUCUUCCCUGGCGGGAGCUGUGCGCGCCCCGCUUUUCGCGCUGCUGUCCCGAGGCCGCCGCAAGCGGAUGCACGACCUCAGGAGACGCUGGGACCUGGGCUCCCUCUGCCGGGCCCUGCUCACUCGGGGCCUGGCCGCCCUGGGCCACUCGCUGAAGCACGUGCUCGGUGCGAUCUUCUCCAAGAUUUUCGGUCCCCUGGCCAGCGUCGGGAACAUGGAUGAGAAAUCCAACAAGCUGCUGCUGGCUUUGGUGAUGCUCUUCCUCUUUGCCGUGAUCGUCCUCCAAUACGUGUGCCCAGGCACAGAAUGCCAGCUCCUCCGCCUGCAGGCAUUCAGUUCCCCGGUGCCGGACCCGUACCGCUCGGAGGAUGAGAGCUCCGCCAGAUUCGUGCCCCGCUACAAUUUCAGCCGCGGCGACCUCUUGCGCAAGGUAGACUUCGACAUCAAGGGCGAUGACUUGAUCGUGUUCCUGCACAUCCAGAAGACCGGGGGCACCACUUUCGGCCGCCACCUGGUGCGCAACAUCCAGCUGGAGCAACCGUGUGAGUGCCGCGUGGGUCAGAAGAAAUGCACUUGCCACCGACCGGGUAAGCGGGAGACCUGGCUCUUCUCCAGGUUCUCCACUGGCUGGAGCUGCGGGCUGCACGCCGACUGGACUGAGCUCACUAGCUGCGUGCCUGCGGUGGUGGAUGGCAAGCGCGACGCCAAGCUAAGACCUGCCAGGUGGAGGAUUUUUCAGAUUCUAGAUGCAGCGAGUAAUGAUAGACGGGGUUCUGCAAACACUAAUUCAGGCAUCAACUCUCCAUCAUCCACAAAGGCCCAGAAUGCAUCGAAGAGUGGGAAGAACUUCCACUACAUCACCAUCCUCCGAGACCCGGUGUCCCGGUACCUGAGUGAGUGGAGGCAUGUCCAGAGAGGUGCGACCUGGAAAGCGUCCCUGCACGUGUGCGACGGGAGGCCCCCGACGUCGGAAGAGCUGCCCAGCUGCUACACUGGUGACGACUGGUCUGGCUGUCCUCUCAAGGAAUUCAUGGACUGUCCUUAUAAUCUUGCCAACAACCGCCAAGUGCGCAUGCUCUCCGAUUUGACUCUUGUCGGCUGCUACAACCUCUCUGUCAUGCCCGAAAAGCAAAGAAACAAGGUCCUUCUGGAAAGUGCCAAAACAAAUCUGAAGCACAUGGCGUUUUUUGGCCUCACGGAGUUUCAGCGGAAGACCCAGUAUCUGUUUGAGAAGACCUUCAACAUGAACUUUAUCUCGCCGUUUACCCAGUAUAAUACCACUAGGGCGUCUAGCGUAGAGAUCAAUGAGGAAAUCCAAAAGCGUAUCGAGGGACUGAAUUUUCUGGAUAUGGAAUUGUACAGCUAUGCCAAAGAUCUCUUUCUGCAAAGGUAUCAGUUCAUGAGGCAGAAAGAGCAUCAGGAGGCCAGGCGGAAGCGUCAGGAGCAGCGCAAAUUCCUGAAGGGAAGGUUCCUUCAGACCCAUUUUCAGAGCCACAAUCAGGGGCAGAGCCAGACUCCAAGUCAGAACGUGAGUCGGUAUGCGAAUGUGAAUGGCAGCCAGAGUCUGAUGCACACUCUGAUGCAGAAUGUGACUCAGAGCUCGAGGCAGAAGGAGGCCCGGGACAGCUCGAGGCAGAAGGAGGCCCGGGACAGCCCGAGGCAGACAGCAGGGCAGGGCCAGAACGACAGUGGCAGCUCCAGCAACGGCACCAACGACUACAUAGGAAGUGUAGAGAAAUGGCGUUAG